CUUUCCAUGAUUCCUCCUAAAUACAGAAGUUUCUCCAGGCUGGUCAGCUGCUUGCAGUCAAGACUUUUAGCCCAGCACAGAAAGAAGGGAAGAACCGAAUAGAAAAGAAAUGGCAAGUGGCCAGAUGUCGAGGGACGAAGCCCUGGAAUGCACCCGCUGCAGGCAUGCAUGCCAUGUGAUGCUCUACUCUGAGACGGCAACUCAGCUGUUUGGCAGGAUUCCCAUCUGGUACAUUGUACUGAUGCAGAUGCGCUUUGAUGGACUACUGGGCUUCCCUGGUGGUUUCGUUAAUCCCUCGGAGGAAACCCUGGAGGCGGGGCUUACCAGGGAAUUACUGGAGGAGUUGGGCGUGGCUGUGCCAGUUUCUACGGAAGACCACGUGGAGUCUUGUUUUAGCCCUCCUCGUUCAGGCACCUGUUCCUCUUCCUCCCGCCUCAUCCUUCACUUCUACGUGAAGAAGAUAGAAGAGGAGCAGAUUCGGGAGAUAGAGAAAGCAGCCGCGUCCACCGCAGCCGAUCACGGUCUGGAGGUGCUGGGAAUGGUCCGAGUCCCUCUUUACACCACAAAAUCCGGCGGAGGCCUCUCAUGCUUUUUGUCGCACUCUUUCAUUGGCGUUGCUCGCUCCCAGCUGGUGAACUCUCUGCUCCGCCUCCACCUGGUGUCCCCUGGGGACCUCCGGGAAGCUCUCAGGGGCUCCCAGAGGAGGCACGCGGAGUCCGCGCAGAACCUGCAGGCGGUCCUUAAACUGACAGGGGAGCAACCCUAAAGCACGUCGGCACGUGCGCUUCCUGACAUAAACUCUCAUCUGAGCAGUUUGACCCUGAAACUUGCAGUUGCUCCCACACACACACACACACACACCGAUGACUCAUCAUUGGUUUUUAGUGCGUUAGCUUUUAAGCAUCAUUUCCUUUACCAUUUAUGGAGACAAAUUCGGUAUCUGGUUUUCAAUCUGUUUCUCUCUUUUCAUUCUUUUGUAACACAUUCUUGAUUUAACAUUGAACAGGAUUGUUUUUUUAAUGAAGUGCCUUAUAGCAGUACUGCUACUCUGAACCUUUCCAGAUUUAGUCAUGUUGCCACCAGAGUAUUCAGUGAUCCUGUUGGGAUUUCAUGUGAAAAGGCCAACAGAAGGUAAUAUAACUGUGAAAUGGACAGAAAGGAAUAAAUAUAUGGUUUUCACAGAUUGCUAUGAAUAAAAAUCUAGUGAAACAAAAUGUC
Xiphophorus couchianus (Monterrey platyfish) is the source of this 1218-nucleotide messenger RNA. RefSeq names its product U8 snoRNA-decapping enzyme. Lineage: Eukaryota; Metazoa; Chordata; Actinopteri; Cyprinodontiformes; Poeciliidae. Gene Ontology annotation, molecular function: phosphodiesterase decapping endonuclease activity; snoRNA binding. The record is from RefSeq and is a predicted model, not a curated record. Gene Ontology annotation, biological process: mRNA catabolic process; sno(s)RNA catabolic process. The transcript has 5 exons. The coding region runs from base 110 to 766 and encodes 218 amino acids. Gene Ontology annotation, cellular component: nucleus.